AAACUGAAUCAGUGGUGCUGUUUCAUUUAGCAGUUCGGACGACACUUUAGACAAUUUUAUAUAUACCUAAUGAUUAUAAAUUAUUAUUUGUUAUAGUUUAUAUAUAUAUUAUAUAGUGUCUUGAAGGCAUUUGAUGUUUCAAGGCUAAAGACAUUCAGAGAGCCCUGCAUGAAGAGACAGAACAUGGCAGCAGGUAAUCGCUAUGAGUGGCAGUUGUAUGAUGGACAGCGGUGGUCUUCUAUCUGUAAUGAUAUUGUCAUUGAAACCCAUUACUGUCAGCCAGGGGCUACUGGUAUCACCAUCUACACCAGCAUGGGGUCUCUCUUUAUUGACUUUGAAGCUAUGACAAUCAAUGGACCUAUUACUAACCUCAGUAUACGACGCAAAAUGUUUCUGAACUACAAUCAGAAGCAAAAAGUAGGCUGGUACUACAAAGACAACCAUCACUGGUUCGAAUAUGGAUCCCAGGGAUCCGGUGGGAACACAUCCUCAAUUGGAAGUGAUUAUAUAGAGCAACAAUAUAACAACAACCCAACAGGCUCAGUCCAGUUUACUGCAGGAAACAUGAUUUACAUAGUGGACUUCACUGCCAUGACUCAAACCAAUCUGUCCACACACAUGACGAGAAAAGUGAAACGGCGACCAAAAUUCAAUUCAAUAGUAACAGACAACAGUUCGCCAACGUUGGAAUCUCCCACUACAAAUUCAACAGAUUCAUCGACUGAAUUCAUCUGGGAGUUUAAUGGUGAUGAAGGCAUUUGGACUGAGUACCAGAAACCAGGAUGUUCUUUGGAUAGUGCAGAAAUCGAGAGAUUGUAUCAGCUAAACCCUGAAUGCCAGGUUUCAUUCACAGCUGGACGAUACACUUACACUCUUUACUUUGGUGGGAUGUAUCAAGUAAAUAAUAGGUUUGGUACAAAAAGACAAGUGAGAAGAAUAGACAGUGGAGUCCAGCAAACCAACAGUGCAUUUUCGCAAGCUCGCUGGCAGUUCCAAGACGUGGAUGGCAACUGGAAGGAAUACUCUAAAGGUGGUUCCCAGGGUCAUUGCAGUGUGUCAAGUCAAGAUAUUGAGGCUCAGUAUCAACAGGACUCUACUGGGACAGUAAAAUUCUGGACGGGCAGGUUCCACUAUGAGCUGGACUUCUCAGACAUGUCCCAGACAAACCUGUCUUACCACACUAGGAGGUGUGUACGCCGCCUUCAGCAAUAAAAUCUCACCUGCCUAUUCUUAUGUUUAAUUGUAUCUUUAUGUACAUGUUCUCAGGAUACCAGUUAAAUAGAUAGUUCACCCAAACAUCAUUUACUCACCUUCGUGUCGAUCUAUACCCAUAUAUCGGACACGAAAAGAGAAAUUUUUAAUUACUGUUGUCUAUGCUCUUUUCCUUGCAUUGAAUGGGGACAGAAGCUUUCAGGCUUCAAAAGGAAUGCAUAAAUGCCAUGAAAGUAUCAUAAAAGUGCACUAAUCCAGGUCAUCUAAUGUUAUACAAUAGCUUUGUUAGAGAAACACACUGGAAUUUAAGUGAUUAUUCACAAAAAAACCUUAAUUUUGGCUCUAGAGAAAGUAGUGAUGUCUGAUUCGUGAAUGAAUCUUUCUUUCGACUUGGGUCUUUUCAAUGAAUCAGUUGAAAACAAUCUCAUAAAUUUCACUAUUUUUCACACAAAGCUAUCGUAUAGAUUCAGAAGACUUUGAAUGCAGUGCACAUGGUCAACUUUUAUGAUAUAACAUGUUUGGAGCGAUAUGAGUGCGUGUAAAUGAUGACAGAAUUUUUGGGUGAACGAACCCUUUAACUUCAGAAUGUCUAAUGCCCAUUCUUAACUUUAAUACACACUGCCUGUAUGUGCUAAUCAAAUUAUGUUUUGCUUUAUUUGUACAGACUAACCUAUAGAUAGUGUAUGUGCAUAGAAUUGUUUAACUGCCAUUAUGUAACAACUUUUUUUCAAUAUUAAAUGUUUACAAGUUUUUCCACAAGUUUUACUAGGACUGACAGUGGCUUUCACCAUUUUUCUAAAGCCAAUGGCACAAUGGUUUUUGUUUUUCAGUUAUGGGAGUAAUGAUGCAAAAUAUACUGUAUAUAGAACAGGCGAAGGGACAUGUUUUUAUUUGCAGUGCUAGUAAACCAUGGUGUGGUUCUGUUUUUAACCUUGUGUGACCCCCACAAAACUACAACUGGUAAGAAACCUAAUUAAGUUUUUAGUAUCAUCCGAUAUGCCAUUUUUUAAAUUUGAGUGAUUUAUCACAAAAAGCCACUCUGUUAAACACA
Xyrauchen texanus (razorback sucker) is the source of this 2263-nucleotide messenger RNA. RefSeq names its product protein mono-ADP-ribosyltransferase PARP12-like. The transcript is spliced from 12 exons. Gene Ontology annotation, molecular function: zinc ion binding. NCBI's taxonomy places the organism in Eukaryota, Metazoa, Chordata, Actinopteri, Cypriniformes, Catostomidae. The record is from RefSeq and is a predicted model, not a curated record. Bases 169 to 1212 code for a protein of 347 amino acids.